This is a messenger RNA of Carica papaya (papaya), 1354 nucleotides long. RefSeq names its product peroxidase A2-like. Gene Ontology annotation, biological process: response to oxidative stress; hydrogen peroxide catabolic process. NCBI's taxonomy places the organism in Eukaryota, Viridiplantae, Streptophyta, Magnoliopsida, Brassicales, Caricaceae. The record is from RefSeq and is a predicted model, not a curated record. Gene Ontology annotation, molecular function: peroxidase activity; heme binding.
UAUAUAAAGAGUUCAAAUUCCAUUCUAUUAUCCCAUCACAAAUUACAUCACUCAGCAUUUUAGCUUAAAAAAAGCUACUUAAAUUAAGCUCAUAAUUUGAAAAAGAGCUUAUUUAGUCGCCAUGUCUAGGUUUCCAAUUAGAAAAAUUUUGUACCUUCUUGUUUCUUUGACAUUGCUUGUAGCAUCCACUCAUGCUCAGCUUAGUUCUACUUUUUACGACACGAGUUGCCCUAAUGUGACGAGUAUUAUACGCGGAGUCAUUCAACAAGCUCGACAGAGUAAUGUUCGAACUGGCGCUAAACUUGUUCGACUUCACUUUCACGAUUGCUUCGUUCAAGGGUGUGACGGAUCAGUUCUACUUGAUAGUUCACCUGCAGACGGCAUAGUGACCGAGAAAAAUGUAUUUCCAAACUCGAACUCAUUAGUUGGAUUCGAAGUUGUCGAUGCCAUUAAAACUGCGGUAGAGAAUGUUUGUCCUGGCGUCGUUUCUUGUGCUGAUAUUUUGGCUAUUGCAUCCGAAGUUUCGGUCGUUUUGGAUGGAGGACCAUCAUGGCAAGUGCAGCUGGGAAGAAGAGACAGCAGAACAACUAGUCCCGGAGAUGUUACCAGCUCUCUUCCUUCUUCUACUGAAGGCCUUUCUGCUAUCACUUCCAAAUUCUCUGCUCUUGGACUUGAUACAACCGAUCUUGUUGUUUUAUCUGGUGCUCACACAUUUGGACGGGCGAGAUGUGUGACAUUUCAAAAUCGGCUCUUUAUUUUCAGUGGUUCGGGAAGUCCCGACUCGUCAAUAGACCCGACAUUAACUUCCUUACAGCAAGCAUGCCCUCAGGAUGGAAGCAAUCGCCAAUCACUCAACAAUCUCGACGUGACAACUCCGAACAAUUUCGAUAACAACUACUUCGUCAACCUUCAGAACAAUCGAGGACUUCUCCAAACCGAUCAAGAGCUGUUUUCGACGAAUGGGGCGCCUACGAUCCCGAUUGUCAACCGGUUUGCCGGCCGCCAGAGUGAUUUUUUUGAUAGCUUUACUAAGUCUAUGAUCAAGAUGGGUAAUAUUAGUCCUUUGACAGGAAACAGUGGGGAGAUUAGGGCUGAUUGCAAGAGGAUUAAUUGAUCAUAAAUUUUACUCUAUGGUUAAACUUCAUAUGCAAACACAUACACACACAUACAUAUACAUAUAUGAAUAUAAACGUAUAUGUAUAUAUGAUCAAUUGGGCGAGUUUGCAAGUUGGGAAGUCUGGUAUAAUUAAAGGGUGGUCUUAGAAUUUCCUUUGUUACCAAAUGUAAUAAGGGCAAUAAUCCAAUGUCAUGCCAUGUCCUUUUCUUUAGAGUGAGUGUUUUGUGUUGGUUUUUA